AUGGAACACACUGAUGCGAGUAGUACUAUAAAUGAAAAUAACUCUUUAAUGGCUAGUGAAACUGAUUCAGUUGUAACGACACAAUCUUCAUAUAAUACUAGGGGAAGAGCCCAUGAUAUGGAAACUCACCUUGCAAUGAAGUGUAAAGGGAAAGUGCCAAAGGAGAUUCGAACUAAAGUUCUUAGAGAUCUUCAGAGU
Molecule: messenger RNA, 198 nt
Organism: Dentiscutata erythropus
Lineage: Eukaryota; Fungi; Glomeromycota; Glomeromycetes; Diversisporales; Gigasporaceae
Source: the annotation of a GenBank genome assembly